This is a messenger RNA of Cercospora beticola, 2418 nucleotides long. RefSeq lists its product as uncharacterized. Gene Ontology annotation, cellular component: nucleus. Lineage: Eukaryota; Fungi; Ascomycota; Dothideomycetes; Mycosphaerellales; Mycosphaerellaceae. The record is from RefSeq and is a predicted model, not a curated record.
AUGGAGAACGGCCUUUCAGCGCGUCGUCAGCCGCAGAGGCUCUUCCAUAAGUUCACGCCAUCCCGAUGGCGGCAACCAAGACACGUACGCUCGCAGGACAGCCUCGACGGUUUCUCAGCAAGUACAGAUGACUUCUCAACGAAAGGCGUUAAAGCUCCACGCGAUAAUUAUGGCAUAUCAUCACUGGCAGACCAUCUCGAUGAACGAUUAGCUGGCAAUCCGCUGGGCAGCCCACGCAUUUCUCCUCCGCCAGAUUUGGCCGUGCCUGCUUACACACCCGUGCCCGUUCCAGACAGGAACUCAAGUGUCAGAAAAGACUCUGAUAUCUCCAGUUCGAAGGCGGAAUUGGUCAGCUAUCGGCUCUUUCCAAAGAACGAUUCCGAAGGCCAGCGUAAUGCCCUUUCACCAAAGACUCGGCCUGCGGACCUCUUGCGGAAAGACUCGUCCAUGACUGCGACUGGAGUCAAGCACGAUCUACUCGUCCCGAAAAGUCCGGCUCAUGGGUCCCGCUUGGUUGGGGAGGUGACCAGAACAACGGCGGGAAUACCACCAGCAACAAGCCAGGCGCCACGAGGACAAUCAAGAGCGAGAUAUGGUUUCAUCGGACCUGCUGCGCCUGCUGUUACUUCGGCGACAAGCCCGGUGACCAAUCGUUCAGCAGACGCGGGAUCGCCUCAAUCGGAGCGAAGACCCACCUCACCCAUUGGUGCGACGGUUCCUGAUGCUCCUAUCAGACUCUCGAGCGAUGCUGUAGCUCGUCUGCAGGAGCCGUCUCCAGACAAGGCCAGAGUGUUUAAUGCAGACGUCAACGACGCGGACGAUGUCCAGUCCUGGGACCUCAUUAGCCCCAACGGUUUGCCGAUUGCUGAUGAGGACAGAAGCGAAAAUUGGCUAGAGAAACGCGCCGAGAAGCUGUACAGUGCCGACCAUCUGCGUCUGAUCUUGAGCGACCCAGCGUUCCACUCGAAAUUUGUGGGAUUCAUGAAGAAGUACCGCCCGGCAAGAAUGCCCAUCUUAAUGCGGUAUUUGGCUGCACACAAGGCGAUCAGGGCUCAUGAUUACGCCAAUGCUCUCGCAAUGCAGAUCUCUCCUCAGUCUCCAGUACCUGAUAGUACCGGACCUUCUCCCGCACCUGUCGAGAACGAGACCCUACACCACGCCGCUCGAGAAGCUUUUGCUGAACUGCUGCGAGAAGAUUUACACUUCUUCAUUGCACACAAGUACAUCAAAAUUGUCACUGGUCUAGUCACGCGUCGAAUCACUGGUGCCUUGCCGGAGCAUCUAGAUGAAGAGAACGGGCGCUUGGCCGAGGUCUUUUGUCUUACCGAUUGCAGGUUGCGCGACAACCCCAUCAUUCUUGCUUCUGAGGGCUUCACGCGCCACAGCGGUGGGAGCCUUCAGUAUGUCCUUGGUCGUAACUGUCGCUUCAUGCAGGGCCCGGGCACGACGGUGGAUUCUUGUCGACGUUUCGCCAUCUCGUGCCAGGAACGGAGAGACCAUACAGAGCUUUUUGUGAACUAUCGUCGAGAUGGGACACCUUUCCUUUGUAUGGUGAUGAAUGCGCCUUUGACCGAUAGCAAUGGUGAGCUUCGAUACUUCCUGGGAGCACAAGUUGACGUCUCUCCACUUCUCAGGGAGUGUGCGGGAUUGGAAAGCUUGCGCGCUCUGAUCGAGCAGCAGAACGAAGAGGAUGGUCAAAGCAGUAGCGAUGCACAAAAGUCCGAUUCUCGGGCGAAGAUCAAGGCGCUGAGCGAGAUGCUCAACAGCGACGAGCUGGAUAUCAUUCGGAAGAACGGAGGCAUGUUGCAAAACCAUCGGGUCUUCGAUCCUCGCGGAACGAAAGCUGCAACCAGUGGUAAUCGAGUGCUUAUUGCAGACGGAAGUGACGCUUCAGAAGACGACGCUGUUCCGCCCUCUGUCCAAGGCAGCGCUGCGUCGAUGACCGGUAUAACAUCGAUUGAAGGGGCUAACGGGAACUUGGCUGGGGUGUACAGACAUUACAUUCUUGUGCGCCCUGCACCAUCCUUGCGGAUACUGUUCGCUUCACCCACUAUGAGAUCUUCCGGACUCCUGCAAACUCCAUUGCUACACACGAUCGGCGGCAGUAGGCAGAUGCGCGAAAAUCUGGAAGCGUCACUACGAGCAGGUGACGUCGUCACAGCUCGAGUCCGCUGGCUCAACACGCCGAACGAAAAUGGAGAAGGACCGGGAGGGACGCGCUGGCUGCACUGCACGCCGCUGAUUCACUACACUGGUCAGGUGGGCUUGUGGAUGAUCGUUCUCGUGAAACCGGACAUCGAUGGAAGCGCCAUGCAAGUCGACCAGAAUGUGCUGAGCAGAAGCGCCAGCCUUGGAGGGUCUCGGGAGAAAAAUGGGGUCGAUAGCCUGGCGCCCUCUAUUCGUCUCGGCAGUGUGUAA